AGCGCGUUCUGUCGACGACGGUGCUGCUGGCAAAUGGCGGCGCCGUGGGCCCGUCACUGGUGUCGGUGUCACGAAGUGGUGGGAAAACUCCGGGCUUCUCAGCAGCUUUCUCCUGAGCGGGGUCUAAAACUGCGAACGUCUCCCUCGCGAGAAUUUGGUGUUUCCUGGCACAGGCUGCGCGUUGCAAAUGCUCUUUGUUGCCGUAUCCGAAGCUGGCCGUGCCGCAUUCACAGUCUCGUUUUCACGUUGCUCGUCCCUGACGGGGUGCGCAAAGCUCGUGGCUGUGUUGAUCUGGGGUCUUCCGCUACACAAACGGUAGACGCUGAACUGCGAGCCACUGCUGUCUGAGCUACAGCGCGCAGGUUUUCUUAGGCAUGCCAUCACCUGCCCGAAGUUCCGCCUGGACGAAAUUUGGCCGCUGUCCUGGCGGUACCGAUGCCCACAGCCCCGCGGCUGCAGGUUUCCCGUCAGCGCUGGGUGCUGCGCACGCAGGUUAGGGGGGGGCUGAUUCCUGGCCUGGGCCCCUCUGCAAUGCAAACAGCUUAUAGUUAUUAGAUGUCAAAGUUUCUUUUACUUGUGACUUCAUUUUUUUGCCUGCCUUGCCUUUCUUUUCUGCUGUGGGAGUAGAAUUGACUAUGAAGGUCGGUGUGACUGACGCUUUGCGUUUGUAUCUUUUUGUUGAUGCACCUUGCAAGAUAUGGUAGUGGAUAGACAAAUUAUUUUCUUGCUUUUGUAGACUAUUUGAAAUAUGGAAUUUCAGAGGACAAAAUUUUGCACUGGGCACAGUUCUAACACGAACAGUAGGGUCCCGCAUAGUAAUUUUUUUUUUUUUUAGAAGUGCAAUGAAGGAGGCUGAGAGAGCUGCCCCCUAGAAAAGAUGCCUGUUGCUCACUUUCUUUCUUGUGCUUUGCAGAGUUCCAGUGGAAAUACCAAUGUGAAAGAUACUCAAGAAUGUUUUAAUUUCUUCAGCUUGUAUUCCUUGCUGUAUAGGUAGGCACAGAAACGUAUAAUACAUUUGUUUUAUUUUCUCUUCUACAAUGAUGAAUUAAAACAACUUCAGACAGGUGUGCGAAGUAUUGGCAGAACUGGUUUUACAUCAUCCUCUCAUUUGUUUAGUUGUUCUGAACUGAUAGGAGUCAGUUUGCUUUCAACAACAAUAACAAAAUCUGAAUUUUUAAAGGAGAAAUGUUGCCUGUCUUUUGCAUCUGCUUUUGUUAUAUUACCUACUAGCACAGAAAUCUCGAUCUAAACUUCGUGGAUAUAAGUUUCAGUAUUUUGUUUAAUAUUGCUGCUUAAUAUCACCAACUACUUGCAUAAUAGUUCUAGUGACUUUAAUACAAGCAAAUCUCUAACUUUGGUGACAAGACCAAUAUUAGACAAGUAGAAUUUCUCCCUUGCAGAUGUUGAUAACAUCAGCUGUAAAAAUCAAUACUUCUGGUUAAAUUGCAUAUACCAUUUCUCAUGCUUCGCAUAUAUCAAAACAAGUUAUGAAGUAACAAGAUGUGAAUCAGAACAGUUCUAUCAUUGUCUGCAAAUCUGUACGCAAGCAUUCUUUUUCUGUGUUGAAGCUGAGGCAAGAAUCAGAUUUUUAGGCAUAAAAAGAGAGGUGUUACUUUAAUAAUGGUAUUUGGAUGCUUAUUUAUGUGAAGACCGUGCUCUAAGAAAGAGACCGUAUAACUGGCACAGAUGCACGAUGCAAAGCUUUCUGUGAAGCUGUUGGUGAGGGAAUGAAUCAAGGAUCCUUAAGCUGACUCUAACCUUGCAAGCAUUUACACAUGCAAUGAUGAUGAUGCAGUAGUUGCCCCUAUAUUGGGACGUCAGUUUGGCAGUGGUUGGGUCCUCUUCUGUUUCUGCAUUUCUGAGUGUGUGCCCAUCUGAAGAUGGAGCAUGCAGAACUUAUUUGAGUUAUGUUGUGCCUUGAAUUCUGUGUGCUCUGUCCUUGGGAAGCAAAACAACUCAAGAAGAUUGAGAAGAACUGGUACUAGAAGAUCUCAUGUAUUUUAUGGGAAUAAAUUGAAAUACAGAUCUCCAGAUCUUCCUUGUUCAAGUCCAAAAUGGCUAUUUAAAUAAAACAAGUGGAUGGCAAGCUCUCUGUUACACUGAGCCAGGGUUUAGUUUCGCUCCUGACUCUAAACAAGCAACGCAGUUGAUUACGUGUUGGGAAUGAGCACAAACAUUUUGUUAGUGGCUGGGUACAGAGAACAAAUAUGAGAUUUCCUCACUUUCUGUACUGUUUGUACACUCUGUCCAACUAACCAAAACAUGUGAAUACACAUACAUUAUGCCAUCUCCUGUGCUGUGAUUGCCUUUCAAACAACGCUCAUCUCCUGAAGCUUGAAAAAGCCUGCUGGGCUAGCCCAGAUGGAUGCAAUUUUGAACUGCAGACCGGAAGAGUUGGAAGAUUACUACAACUUGCUAGGAUGUGAUGAACUAUCUACGGUUGAACAAAUUCUUGCAGAAUUUAAGAUUAAAGCCCUUGAAUGUCAUCCUGACAAACACCCUGGAAACCCCAAAGCAGUGGAGAAUUUCCAGAAGCUGCAGCAAGCUAAGGAGGUUCUUAUUAAUGAAGAGAGUCGAGCGCGCUAUGAUUACUGGAGGAGAAGCAAAAUCACAGUUCCUUUCCAGCAGUGGGAAGCCCUGAGCAGCUCUGUGAAAACGUCAAUGCACUGGGCUGUCCAAAAUAAGAAGGAUCAAAUGCUGGAAGCUCCUGACUUGAAUAAUAGCAACAGCUUAACUAAUGAGAUUUGGACCCAGAAAACUGAAAACAAUGAAGAUGGAUUGUCUGAUGGGAACAGGGAGCAAGAUGUUGCAAUUCCUGAUGUAAAACCGCAGUCUUCAAAGAAUCCAGACUCCCCAAGAUUUUCAGAGGCAAACUACUGGCACUUACGUUUCCGCUGGUCAGGGGAUGCCCCAUCAGACCUUCUGAGGAAAUUCAGAAACUAUGAGAUCUAAAAUGCAAAAUACACAGGAGUGUGAGGUCAUCUGUUCAAUAAUUCAGUAUUUUUUUUUGCUGCAGUUUUAAGUUAUUUGUAUUUUGUAUUUGUUCAUUGUGAUUUGAACAUUGUUUGAAUAAAUGUUGUCUUAAUACUGAUCUGUUAAUGCUAUUUCUAUGAGCAUUACAGGUGGAGGUCUGUUUUUAAUAAGAAGGUUGAGUAAGCAAAGCCCUUUUCAGUAUUGAAGUAGAGUGACUUGGUGUAGUUAUCUAAUUUCUUAUAUACUGUUUCUUGUGCUUUUAAAUAUUGUGUAGUAUGUAAUAUUUUUUUGGUUUUGUGAUAAGAACGUAUGCUCAGUAGAACCAAAAAUCAAUGCUAGAUUCCAGGAUAUUACGCUAUUAAAUGACAAUCUUCCAAAAGCUAUAUGACAAUGAACUUAAAACUGUGCUUCUAAACUGUGUACUUCGUUUCUCUUCUCUACUAGAUUGUACUUACUGCAGUGAUUUGUAAUGCAUGCACUCACAGUACUUCUACAAGCUUAACUUGUUGGACAGUUGUAAUUUUACAAUAUAAAUGAAAUAAGAACCUUAUUAUUAUCCGGAAGGUAACCAUGGCGGAUCAAGCACUCUCAAAACUUACUUGUGUUCUCUCUUAAUAAGUAAGCUUUUUGCACCAACUAUUUGUUUUAGAAGGCAAUUUCAGAACCUCACUUCAUUGGAUAGAAACUCUUCUUGUUAAGAUUUGUUGGUGGGAAUCUGAUACUUCUUGUACAUAUGGCAGCAUUGUCCUAGCUUAUAGUUACUUUCUUCCCUUCUGUGGCCUCACAGACAGACAUACAAAAUCCUGAUAUGACCCUAACUAUGAAGAAUCAGGCCAGCCAGCACUAAUGUGUUUAAAAUCUUACAUGAUAAGUUUUUGAAAUGUUGAGUGACUUCUCAAAUUCUAUGUUGUGUGUAUUUUGCAUUUGCUUUCUUCUUUGUAAUCUUGACUAGUAUGUCAGCUUACUGACAUUGUGUUCUUAUGUGGGCAAGUAACUCUGAAAGCAACAAAUAAAACUACGUACGUACAAAAAGAA
Messenger RNA from Numida meleagris (helmeted guineafowl), 4008 nucleotides. It is a transcript of the gene DNAJC12, whose product is annotated as DnaJ heat shock protein family (Hsp40) member C12. NCBI's taxonomy places the organism in Eukaryota, Metazoa, Chordata, Aves, Galliformes, Numididae. Bases 2362 to 2952 code for a protein of 196 amino acids. The record is from RefSeq and is a predicted model, not a curated record. Gene Ontology annotation, cellular component: cytoplasm. The transcript is spliced from 6 exons.